GUUUUCGUUUGUGUUUGUCAUGUCAAUUUGUGCUCGUGUUUAGGUAUCGAGUGUUUUGUUUUAUUGACAAUGGGUGAUCGUUGGGGUGAAUCUGUUAUGUAGUGCCUUUUCCAUGUACAAACUGUUAUUUAAACAUGAAAUAAUCUUUUGUUUGUUAAUUAGUGAAGUUUUACUAUGUCUCAAAAAACUUGUAGUGCUACAAUGUGUAAUGUUUGUGUGUGGUGUUUGUUUAUAGUGUGCCAGUUAAUUUUAUUAGUUUCGACAAAGACGAACGUUGACGCAGUAAUAAUAAAUAGUGCAUCCACAGAUUUUAGUAGACAUAGAAUUGUACAACCGACUAUUCAUCAUGGCAGAACUAAAAGGGAAAUCUCUACAACUAGAGAAAAGACUGGAGCACAUCAUUCAGACGUGACCGUUCGGGUCCAGAUAGACGACGAGGAAUAUGUCCUGGACCUACGGCUCAACGAAGGCUUGCUGACGGAAGGUCAUGCACUCCAAUAUCAGAAGAAUGGGAAGACUGUACUACAUAAACCUAAGAAAAAGGAUUUGCAGUUGUGUCAAUAUUCCGGUAUUGUGAGAGGCAAACCUGGUUCUUGGGUUGCCGUCUCAACGUGCAAGGGUUUAAGGGGGGUAAUUUACGAUGGCCAACGGAUGAGAUACAUCCAACCUGUUAAAGGCAAUGAAAUUCAAUCGGAUCAUUACAUAUACGACCACUCGGACCUGACUGCGAAUCAUCGGUGUGGAUACGGAGGAGGAGUAACGAAGAACGAAAGCUACGAUCCACUUCUAAUGAAAAAAUAUCAAGCCCAACAGCUAUCUAAACGCAGCAGGAUAUCUCGGUACAAACGCGAUGCGGACGACAUUCAAGUUCGUGGGCCUUACAACGAGAACAAGCUCACUAGAUAUGUCGAAUUGGUCCUCGUAUCAGACUACAGGGAGUUCAAGGCUAAUGGCGAGAGUAUAGAGACCGUCCACCAUCAGCUGAAGGAUGUCGCUAAUAUUAUUAACUCGGUAUACGCUCCCUUGAAUAUCUUUAUAGCUCUAGUAGGGGUGGUAGUCUGGAAUGAGAGGGAUGAGAUACAGUUAGUCGAAAAUGGUGACGAGACACUGAACAACUUCCUCUUGUACAGAAGACAGACGCUGCUCGCAGACAUACCCAAUGAUAAUGCGCAUUUGAUCACCCGUCAAAAAUUCCGUGAGGGUGUAGUGGGUAAAGCGUUGAAGGGUCCGAUCUGUACUUAUGAAUUUUCUGGUGGAGUGGCUACCAAUCAUUCGGAGGUUAUCGGUCUCGUGGCGACCACUAUAGCUCACGAGAUGGGUCAUAACUUCGGCAUGGAACACGAUACGGAACAGGAUUGCGAAUGCCCAGAUGAUAAAUGUAUUAUGAGUCCAUCGAGUACUUCAGUCACACCGGUGCAUUGGUCCUCGUGCAGUCUCAAGUCUCUAGCGUUAGCUUUUGAAAGAGGAAUGGAUUAUUGUUUACGGAACAAACCGAAGCGUCUGUUCGACUCGCCGACGUGCGGCAACGGUUUCGUGGAGGCCGGCGAGCAGUGCGACUGCGGCAUCAGCGUGGACGACGGGCGGGACCCGUGCCGCGGCUGCUGCCACCCGGACACCUGCAUGCUGCGCGCCAACGCCACCUGCGCCGCCGGCACCUGCUGCGACCUGCAGACCUGUCGACCUAAGGCGGCGGGCACAGUGUGCCGCGGCGCGGAUCGGGAAUGCGACUUGCCAGAAUACUGUACAGGUUACUCGGAAUACUGUCCGGCUGACGUACACAAGAUGGAUGCCAGUCCUUGUAGUGAUAACCAGGCAUAUUGCGUGCGAGGGUCGUGUCGCUCCCACACAGACCAAUGUCGCUUACUGUGGGGCACUACGGGUGAGAGUUCGCAUGAGAAAUGUUACACUAGCAACAAUAUAAAAGGGAACAAGAACGGCAACUGUGGUUAUUCUCGCACGCAGCAGAUGUAUAGACAGUGUUCAAUUGAAGAUUCUCUGUGCGGGAUGUUGCACUGUCGACAUCUCAACGAACGUCUGGAGUUCGGUUUGGAGAGCGUCGCCCAACUGUCCGCUGUGUUCAUCAACAAUAACGUACAAAGAAACUUCAUGGUGGCGAUGUAUAUCAUAUUCCUGGGCAUCAUACCGCUGAUACUCCUCAUCAUGUUCCUGGGUUACUACUCGAGGCACAACGUGUUGUUCUGGUGGAAGAAACCGAGGAAAUCGUACGUACAAAACCUCGUCAGCAACGUCCGCUCACUCGUACACAAACCGAAAAUAAAUCUACCCACAAUACAUCAUAAUCUACCCCUAAGAAACUUAAUGUCUAAAACCAACACAGUCAAUAACUCUCAAGUCGAAUUGACCACCGAAAAUACAAAAGCGAAAUCGAAAUCGUUUUACAAUAGAAUUUUACAUUUCACCGAAAAAAAUGAAAGUAAGAAACCGCUAAAAAAAUUGGAUAGAAAAAUCAACAAGGACGAUAUUAAAAUCGCGAACGAUAAUGAUAGUCUUGUGAAACCGAAAAUUGCGGAGAAACCAAAUUUGAAACCUAAGCCUAAGGAACUUAAACCUUCCGUCACUAUAGUUAAGACCGGUUUAGCGUCGACUACCAAUGAAAUGAUAGUGCAUCCUAACAGGGUGCAGUCACCGAAGAAGGCAAGCUUUCAACAGCGCAUUUCUCGUAGCGCCAGCAAGUUUGCCGCUAAUUUCCAAAAUAACGCGCAAAACAACGCACAGCCCGUCGUGCACACCCUAUCAAAUCCAGACGACAUGAGCUCGAGCCUUCUCCGCAACGAGUCUGACCGAAGUCCCGCAGGUAACAUCAAUCCGUCAGUCAAUUUCUUCGGCAACUUCAAAGGUUUCUCACUUACGCCGAUGGACAAGAAUCCGCCGGACCAAACGGAGACUAAGAAGACUUCGGACGCCAAUAAAAGUGCUAAAAUAACACCCGUCCACCGCAGCGGCAGCAACAGUCAGAACAUCAUCACCCAAGGAGUUCUAAAACCUGUUCUGAGAAGUGCACCACCUCUUCCUGUCGUACCGAAUAACACUAAAACAAGUCCGACAGUCAAAAGGACUAACAGCUCUGUACAAAACAAAAUCAAAGCGUUCAUGAAUACCGACAAAACGGAAGAGAGUCAGCCUGUGCAAGCGAGCCAACGUCCCGUCAUAUCGAGCCCUAUACUCGAAGCGUCCACUUGUACAGCCAAAGAACUUAUAUCUCCUCUCCAAGGAUCCAAAACUUUAGGGCCGAUCAGAUCUGCUCCGUCCGUUCCUGACGCGUCGCCUGCUCUACCGAAGAGACCUCUGAGCAUGCAUUCCCCGAACGCCCCCCAAAAACCUUUGCCUGAAGAACCGAAAAAAGUUAAAGAGGGCAUAUCUUUGAAUCGUAUUGCAUCCUUCCUCAAGCAGGAGAAAUCCAAAGAAAAGGAACGCCGUCCAGUAGAAAGGAGUCACUCUCUUCCUAAGAAUCCGGUGCAUCAAGUCAAAGUGCCCAAAGGAACCGAUAAAGUCGCGUUAAGGAACCUGCAGAUAUCUAACCCCAUACUCCAGAAAGAAAUCGAUUUGCCUGUCAAUACGGUACCGGUCGUAUCAGAUUCGGAAGACGGCGAAGAUCCGAAAGCGUUCGUCAAUAGAGCACAAAGCAUGAGAUCUCCUGCACCUCAUAAACCUGCGAUACAGAGCUUCGGGUCCAUGAGGCAAGCUCCGGGGGUUCCCCGCCCUCUUUCGGUGGUCGGCAGACCCACAGCCCCCCCUCCGCCGCUCCCCGCCAACGAAACCAACGAACCGUCCAUAUACCAAAAUCCUAAACCGCAAAAUGACAAAACCGUCGAUUACGUAGAUUGCAUUGAAGAGAAACAAGUGCCCCUCGCUCAUAUCGACGAGGAGUCAAGUGAUAACAUCUACGCUAUAAUAGAAGAAAGUCCAGAAAAACACUCGAAACCACUACCUGGAGUUCCGCCUCCACCCGUAAAGACAUUGCCCCAAUCGCCUCCCGCAGGAUACAACACUCCAAAACCGAUCACUUCCAAUUCAGGAAGCACGGAAAGCAUGGGCCUUCUCGGCGAGAUCGUCAACGAAAUACAAAAUCGAAAUUUCGACUCUAUUUAUUCGUCGUUAACGCUGUCUAGAAAGAAGCAAGCGAAAGAAGAUGCGAAUAGAGACAGCACUUACAUGAACACGGACAACUAUAGGGCUUCGGAUAGCGUUUAUAGCAAUUCCGGGGCUAAGUCCAACGCGUCUACCACGAGCAGCGGGUAUUUGCAUCCUUCCGCUGUUAACGUACCCACGUAUAUCAACAAAGAUAAAACUGAAAGUAAAGAUGAGCCGGAAAAGGCGCCACCAUCGCCUACUUUAAAAGUGAAUUCUAAAAUCCCUACGUUCAGUAGGCAAGUCACCCCACCAAAUUUAAAAAACACGAGUACGUUUAGAAACGUGCCGCAGUCGCCAAAGAAUGCAAACAAGAACAUAAACCUUAAACCUUUAACUAACAGUCCCGACGUCGUCUCCAGCUGUGCAAUGGACACGAAAACAGUGAAACCGCCGGACGUGAUAAACAAUAAUAAACAGAGUGACACUCCUAAAACACCUAAACCGGUCGUAGUGAGUAAACCUAAUGACAACCGACCGCCGUUAAGGCCCGCGCCCACAAUAGAAAAGAAGCCGACAGCGAAAUCUGCGGUCGCUUCAAAACCUGUAAUUUCUACUACGAACGUUAACAACAAACUUCCGCUGCAAACGGAGAAGAAUCCCUUAAAUCGCGUUAACUCGAAAGUUGAUUCUAAUGUAAAAUCUAUUGCGGACAACCUAAAUAAGAAUAAACCUAAAGUUGUGCCGAAACCGUCGACGUUAGUGCAAAGGACGGAGUCCAAUGCGAAAUCUAAUUCGACCAAGCUCACGCCUAAACCCUCAAACGUGGCUAGUUUGCAGCAGAAAUUCGAAAAUAGAAAAUCUUUGGGAAAAGAAAUAGCUGUAAAGAAAUAG
Messenger RNA from Diatraea saccharalis (sugarcane borer), 4983 nucleotides. NCBI's taxonomy places the organism in Eukaryota, Metazoa, Arthropoda, Insecta, Lepidoptera, Crambidae. The record is from the annotation of a GenBank genome assembly.